This is a messenger RNA of Pipistrellus nathusii (Nathusius's pipistrelle), 390 nucleotides long. The record is from the annotation of a GenBank genome assembly. NCBI's taxonomy places the organism in Eukaryota, Metazoa, Chordata, Mammalia, Chiroptera, Vespertilionidae.
AUGCUGGGGAUUUUACCUCUAAGUUGGCUCAAUGCUAUCUCCCAUCUAUUUCACAUUUUGCCAGUGUUCUGUGCCUUCCCACCCCCACCCCUUAAUGAGAAAAAUUUAGAAUUUCUGUCAAUCUUCCAAUGCCUGGCUUUCCGGGAUGCUUACAGCUUCCUGAAAAGUCAUGUGGCUCCUGUAUGUCUGGAGCAUCGGGAUUUUCUUCUUGUAGUCAGGUGGCAAUUCCUCUCUAAAGGUCUCUAUUCCUGGUUUCCCUCCUGGGCGAGCGGCUUGGCUGGAGCCAUUUCACCAGCCAGGUCCUCGGCAUUAUGGUUCCCGUACAGCUCUGGAGAGCUGCUGCUCCAACCUGAGGAUGUAGGAUCCCCAGGUCCCCCUCCACACACAUAA